AUGGCUCACACAAGCCCAGCAGCCAUGCUCGUAUGGGCCGUCUUCUCCCUUCUCCUCGGUGUCUUCCUCCUCUUUCAUCUCUGGUCUUUCGACCGCUUCAAGUGCCUCAAGUGGAACACCGGGCCCUACUCUGGCGCCUUCAAACGCGUCAUGACCUAUUCAUACCUAUGCAGCGUCCCACUCAUCACCGUCUACUCCGUCGGCUUCGCCAUCAUCAAAUACCACUACGGCUUCACCUAUCUCCCCGUCCAAGGCGUCAUUCCCGUCCCAUAUGAGAUGUGGAGCCAUACGGCGCGUAGCGCGAUUCUCCCGCUCUAUCUAUGUUUCUCCGUAGGCUGGAGUCUGGAGAUGGUCACCCAUCUCGAAGAACUCUGCUUCUGGCUCUUCCUCGUCAACGCAGGCUCGGCCCAACAAGACUGGUUCCGCAGUGCCUAUUUCAGAACAUGGACAUUCGGCUCUUUCGUCGCCGUCAUCUACAUGCCCCUCGUGACGAUAUUUACCAGGCAGGAUCCGUACAAGUGCGAGGCCUAUACGUUUUUGGCUGGAAGCCUCGGAAGUCUGUCUCUCACCAUCUGGUUCCUCCCCAUCCUAUGGACCUUCCCAGUCUUCCUCCGAUCUCUCAGGAACGAGCACGUGGAUAUUAAUACCAUAGUGAGGCUUACCAAGUUUCACGAGCUCAAUUGCAUCCGCGUCGUGUUUCGGUUCUUGUUCACGGUGCCUUUUGUCAUUCUGGGUAUUGAUGGCGUGAGGCCGCAUCAGCAUAUUAAUGAUAAGAUGUUCCCUGUCGACUUGUUGGCGAUGAUCGCUGCUGUGGGGUGUACGGUGUCUUCAGGGAUCACUCUAGUCAUCUUCUUCCCCCGCUCCAUCGAAACCGAAAUAGCCGCCCGCGACGCCUCCCGAAUCAGACGCCCCGAUGCCUCCCACUCCACGCCCACCCUCCGGCGCACCGCGCUCGACUCGAGCCACGUCCACUCGCAGUAUUCGCAGUAUCCGUAUGCGUGCCAGUGUCAGGAGGAGGGGCAGGGGGGUGGGGGUGGGGAGGGGAAGAAGGCCGGGAACGGGGUGGGGGCUGUGAGUGGGGUGGGAGGCGGGGGACAGUUGAAGGGGAUCGACGAGGACGAUAAGUAUGAUGAGGGGGACGGGUUUGGGUAUGAUGGGCUGGGGUACGACGGGCCUCCGCUCCCCCUCUCCACCUACAAAUCACCGCGCCUCCCCCCAGGCGACACCCCCACCCCCAACUUCGGCGUCAACGGCGCCGGCAUGGGCUGGGCCAAAGAAAUCGACCCCGACGACAAAAUCCGCCCGCCCUCCGUGAUGAUGCAGCCCAACCGGCGCACGAAGAACGGCGACGUCGAGCUGGGCGGCCUGUCGAUGCUGACGGAGGGAAAUCUGACGAGACAUAAUGCGUCGACGAUGAACCGGCUCGUGCAUCAGUUUACGUCGCCGAUAAACUUUGGGGGGGGGGGAUGUUCAGACGUGCGGAGGGGUCCAUGCUUGAUUGGGGACUCUGCGCCGCGUGCCCGAUGA
Serpula lacrymans var. lacrymans S7.9 is the source of this 1527-nucleotide messenger RNA. RefSeq lists its product as uncharacterized. The transcript is spliced from 15 exons. NCBI's taxonomy places the organism in Eukaryota, Fungi, Basidiomycota, Agaricomycetes, Boletales, Serpulaceae. The record is from RefSeq and is a predicted model, not a curated record. Bases 1 to 1527 code for a protein of 508 amino acids.